Molecule: messenger RNA, 879 nt
Organism: Vigna umbellata (rice bean)
Lineage: Eukaryota; Viridiplantae; Streptophyta; Magnoliopsida; Fabales; Fabaceae
Source: RefSeq, a predicted model, not a curated record
AUGUCGUACUUGGUGCAUACUAAUCGAUGUCGUGACAUUAUUCGGAUGGGUUCAGAGGCAUUUAUUAAUCUUUGUGAGAGACUAAGAACAACUUGUGUGACAUUUUUCUUUCAUCGAUCUGGGGCGAUGGUUAGCAAACACUUUCACGAUGUGUUGAAUGCUAUUUUAACUCUAGAAUUAGAAUUUUUAACUCAGCCAUCAGGAGACGACGUUCAUCCAUAUGUCUUAAACAACAAUCGAUUUUAUCCUUACUUUAAGGAUUGCUUAGGGGCCAUAGAUCGUACUCAUGUUCGUGUGAGGGUGGCAAGAACAGAUGCUCCGAGAUUUCGUGGAAGAAAAGAUUGGCCAACUCAAAAUGUGCUUGCCGUAUGUGACUUUGAUAUGAAAUUCACAUACGUUCUAGCAGGGUGGGAAGGAACGACAUCUGAUUCUAGAAUCUUAAAAAAUGUUCUCGAUCGAGAUGACCCGUUGGUCAUCCCCCAAGUAUUGACACCAUACAGAGGCGUGAGAUAUCACCUUAAAGAAUUCACACGCACAGGACCACAAAAUGCAGAUGAGCUCUUUAAUCAUAGACAUUCAUCAUUGAGAAAUGUUAUAGAAAGAACAUUUGGUGUGUUGAAGAAAAGGUUUCCCCGUGGAAGUGAACCACAUUAUGGAUUGGAGACAAUGACAGACAUCAUUCUAGCUUGUUGUAUCCUACACAACUUUAUCCGUGGAGUUGAUAUUGAUGACCCAUUGCUUAAUGAGGUUUAUAAUGAGUUAAAUGAAGGGGAAGAUCAUAAUGUGUCAUCUUCUCAAGUUCGAGAAGAUGAUUAUAGGGUCGGUACAACUAUUAGGGAUGCCAUAGCUAAUGAAAUGUGGCGAGAUUAUGAAAAUUAA